AUGCAAAUUGCUUACGUUGGAUUGGGAGCUAUGGGAUUCGCCAUGGCCGGGCAUAUUGCCGAUCGCUUGAAAUAUGAUGGUCAGCCUCCGUUGUUGGCAUACAAUCGAACCAAAGCGCGAGCGGAACAACUAAAGGAAAAGCACCCCGUGCAAGUAGUCGACUCUUUGGCACAAGUGGCUCAAGCCGAUAUUAUUUUCACUUGCCUUUUAAAUGAUAAAGCGGUUCAGGAGGUGGUUCAGGGUUUGUUGGACCAAGGACUGAAACAGAAUACGAUUCUCGUCGAGCAGUCCACUAUUGACCCGGUCCUCGCACAGGAACUGGCCAGCAAAGUAGCCAACGUCGGUGCUCACUAUAUGGCGUGUCCUAUCAUGGGCCCUCCUCUCAAGGCUCAAGCCGCCGACUUGACCAUUCUCAUGGCCGGACCCAUUCCACAAAGAUCGGCCAUCAAGCCAUUGUUGGUCAAUGUCAUUGGCAAGAAACUGAUCGAGUUGGGUGAGCCCGUUGAAGAGGCGGUCAAGCUCAAAUUAUGCGGCAACUUUUUCAUUACAAGCGUGAUUGAAAUGCUGGCUGAAGGUCUUACGCUGGGUGAAAAAUCCGGUGCAGGACAAGACAAGGUCGUGGAGCUGUUACACUGUGUUUUCCCUGGUACCCUUCUUGGGGCGUACGCGGAUCGCAUGUUGAAGAACACUUACAACAGCGAAGUCCACUUCCCCAUCACUUCGGCCAAGAAGGAUGUCAACCAUAUCCUGCACUUGGCUCGCAGCUCCAACGUCGAUUUGCCUAUUACCGACCUUAUGUUACAACAUCUCGAUGAAGCACAAGCUGUCAAAGGCGAUGUGGAUCUGUCAGCCGUUGUAGGUGCCCUGCGACAACAUGCUGGCUUGGAUUUUGAUCUCAACAAACCAUAA
Molecule: messenger RNA, 909 nt
Organism: Radiomyces spectabilis
Lineage: Eukaryota; Fungi; Mucoromycota; Mucoromycetes; Mucorales; Radiomycetaceae
Product: NAD binding domain of 6-phosphogluconate dehydrogenase-domain-containing protein
Exons: 2
Coding region: 1-909 (302 amino acids)
Molecular function (GO): oxidoreductase activity, acting on the CH-OH group of donors, NAD or NADP as acceptor; NAD binding; NADP binding
Source: RefSeq, a predicted model, not a curated record